AUGCAGGAAAAUACAAUUGUACAGUAUAUUUUAAUAAAUAAGGAAAUAUUAGAUAAAAAAUGGCCAUUAGGAUCUAUUAUAGCUCAAGCCUGUCAUGCAUGUGUAGCAGUGAUAGCAGAAAAUAUUAAUGAUAAUAUAGUUAAAGAAUAUGUAUCAUCAGAAAAUAUAAAUAAUAUGCAUAAAGUUGUACUAAAAGUAGAUGACACUGAGGAACUUAAAAAAUUAUCAAGUAUCUUAGAUAAGGAAUCCUUCAAAUAUAAAAUGUGGAUUGAACAGCCAGAAAACAUUUUGACUGCUUUGGCUUUAAAACCUUAUUAUAAGAAUACAAUAAAAGAUUACUUCAGAAAAUAUCAGCUUUUAAAAAAAUUAUAA
Molecule: messenger RNA, 372 nt
Organism: Plasmodium relictum
Lineage: Eukaryota; Apicomplexa; Aconoidasida; Haemosporida; Plasmodiidae
Product: peptidyl-tRNA hydrolase PTRHD1, putative
Exons: 2
Coding region: 1-372 (123 amino acids)
Molecular function (GO): peptidyl-tRNA hydrolase activity
Source: RefSeq, a predicted model, not a curated record